This is a messenger RNA of Suillus subalutaceus, 3171 nucleotides long. RefSeq names its product CHAT domain-containing protein. NCBI's taxonomy places the organism in Eukaryota, Fungi, Basidiomycota, Agaricomycetes, Boletales, Suillaceae. The transcript is spliced from 5 exons. Gene Ontology annotation, molecular function: protein binding. Bases 1 to 3171 code for a protein of 1056 amino acids. The record is from RefSeq and is a predicted model, not a curated record.
AUGGACCAUCCCUACCGCCCUGCAGCACUGCUCAAUCUAGCUACCGCAAAGUUUGUCAGUUGCCAAGCUGACGGAAGACACCUCAACCUCGAUAUCCCUAUCAACCUGUUUCAAGAUGCUCUUGAUUUGCAUCCCACUGAUCACCCGGACCAAACCAUCACCCAGCAUCUUGCCAUUGCUCUAGAGUUACUGAGUAAAAUCCUCGAUGUCUGCCAUGCCAACAGUCACAUUCACAGAGCAGCUUUGAUUGCAAUCGAAACAUCCACUCUGUAUUCUGCUGAAAGCAUUGAUGCAAAUGAUCUUGGGCAGGAGCGGCCCGCCGCACCCAUGCUUCCGUUAUCCCUGAAUCAACUUGCUCAUCGAGCAAAGUGGUGUUUGCAGAAAGAUGAUCCCCGUUGGAGCAAUGGCGAAGACUUGGAUCAGGCGAUCGCACUUCAGAGGGAAGCGCUGGCUUUGCGCCCGGUUGGUCACACAGAUCGGUCCCGGUCAUUAAAUAACCUUGCCGGUCAACUCUCCUCCCGCUUUGAGCACCGAGGCAAUGUCGAAGACUUGGAUCAGGGUAUCGCACUUCAGAGGGAAGCGCCGGCUUUACGCCCAGUCGGUCACACGGGUUGGUUCAACUCAUUAAAUAACCUUGCCGGUCAACUCUCCUCCCGCUUUGAACACCGAGGCAAUGAUGAAGACUUGGAUCAGGCUAUCGGACUUCAGAGGGAAGCACUGGCUUUGUGCCCGGUCGGUCACACAGAUCAGUCCUUGUCAUUAAAUAACCUUGCCCAUCAACUCUCCUCCCGCUUUAAGCACCGAGGCAAUGAGGAAGACUUGGAUCAGGCUAUCGCACUUCAGAGGGAAGCGGUGGCUUUGUACCCGGUCGGUCACUCAGAUUGGUCCAGGUCAUUAUAUAACCUUGCCGCUCAACUCUCCUCCCGCUUUGAGCACCGAGGCAAUGGCGAAGACUUGAAUCAGGCUAUCGCACUUCAAUGGGAAGCGCUGGCUUUGCGCCCAAUCAGCCACACAGAUCGGUCCCGGUCAUUAAAUAGCCUUGCCAAUGGACUCUCCUCCCGCUUCUCGCACCGAGGCAAUGACGAAGACUUGGAUCAGGCUAUCGCACUUCAUAGAGAAGCAUUGGCUUUGUGCCUGGUCGGUCACACAGAUCGGUCCAUGUCAUUAAAUAACCUUGCCGGUCAACUCUCCUCCAGCUUCUCGCACCGAGGCAAUGAUGAAGACUUGGAUCAGGGUAUCGCACUUCACAGGGAAGCGCUGGCUUUGUGCCCGCACCGAGGCAAUGAGGAAGACUUAGAUCAGGCUAUCGCACUUCAGAGGGAAGCGCUGGCUUUGUGCUCGUUCGGUCACUCAGAUCGGUCCAGGUCAUUACAUAGCCUUGCGAAUGGACUCUACUACCGCUUCUCGCACCGAGGCAAUGACGAAGACUUGGAUCAGGCUAUCGCACUUCACAGGGAAGCGUUGGCUUUGCGCCCGGUCGGUCACACAGAUCGGACCUGGUCAUUAAAUAGCCUUGCCAUUCAACUCUCCUCCCACUUUGAGCACCAACGCAAUAGAGAAGACCUCGACGAGUCACGAGACAACCUAGGCCGUGCAUUGACUCUGUUGACGCAACAUGAUCCUCAUCAAUUACAUGUCCAUAAUUCGCUCACUAACGUCUAUCUAUUAUUCCAUGGACUUAACGGCACCAGCACGGGCGAAGUCACCGACAGUCUGAAUGCUGCCAUGCAUAAUCUCAAGGCAGCAGCAAAUGUUGUGUCUGCAGGUUUGCUGCCUCGCCUGCGAGCAAGUCUGAGCUGGGUUCGCCAUGCUCUUCAACAUUCACAUGGUACUGAGCUGGAGGCUCAUGUGACUUCCAUGCAACUUCUGGACGCUUACAUGUCCACGACAGCUUCAGUAUCGUCUUGUCACAAUAUCAUGAAGGACUUCCUGAGUACACUUGCCGUUGAUGCUGCAUCGUGUGCUCUUCGUAGUGGUGAGGUGUGUCGUGCUGUUGAGUUGUUGGAACAAGGCAGGACUAUCAUCUGGACCCAGAUGACACGACUCCGCACACCUCUUGACAGCCUCCAGACAUGCGACGAUCACGCAGCGGCCCUGAUAAAGAAAUUCAGAGACCUCAGCUCCCUCCUCGACAAACCUCCUGCGAAUGAUCGAGAAGCAACCUCAAGAGUCAAUGUAGAAGCACAAGAAGCCCGGUACAGACAUUUAGUGAAGGACUGGAAUAGAGCUGUAGAAGAAAUCUGGAAGAUCGAGGGCUUCUCUUGCUUCCUCCUUCCCCCCUUAUUCUCCGAUCUUCAAGAUGCAGCUCGUGAUGGGCCUAUCAUCGUGCUCAUUGUGAGCAAGUCGUCUUGCGAUGCCAUUAUUAUCCUGCACAAGCAACCUCCGACUAAGAUUCCACUCCCUACCAAUAUUGAGAAACUCCAGAUAUUGGCGACCAGACUCCAAUGCAGAAGUACACCAGCGCUGACAACAGCCUUGGCGGAGCUCUCUCGAAUAUGGUGGUGCCCGACGUCUGUGUUCAAUUUCUUGCCCUUGCACGCUGCUGGCCAGUACUGGAGAGAUGGGCAGUUCCUUUCACAGUUCUACGUCUCUUCAUACACACCAUCGCUUACCGCGCUGAUAAAGGCUCGCAGACAUGACAGGUCUCUAUCAGUGUCCUUUGCUGCCAUCGGUCAGGAUCACCCAGCCGGUGCUUCGCACACUUUGGAAUGCGUGGAGCCUGAACUGGAAUUAGUGCAGAGUCUUUUACCCCCUCCCCCAACCGUUUCCUUCACCAAGAUAACGAGCGUUGAUGCAAUGCAAUCAAGGGCACUGUGCGCGCUGCGAGAGAAUACUUGGCUCCAUUUUUCGUGUCACGGGACACAGAAAUAUGAGGACCCCUUCAAUUUGGCCUUUCUCAUGCGAGACCAGCCACUUUCACUCCUUGAUAUCGCACAAACAGAUCUGUCUCGGCAUGAAUUCACAUUUCUCUCUGCCUAUGAUACCGCAGUCGGUGACCAGGAUACUCCUGAUGAAGUGAUACACCUAGCGGCCGGCCUGCAAUUCGCUGGGGUUAAGAGUGUUGUUGGGACAUUAUGGAAGGUCAACGAUAGUACUGUGCAGCGCUUAGUCGAGGCAUUCUACAAAAACUUGUGCGGGGAUGGCAAGAUGAAUUCCAAGCAAGCUGCCUGA